AUGGCUGCUAGAGGGCCUGCAUGGGGCUCAAGAGGACAUGAAGCUUCUCUGGGGCCAGCUGACCCAUGUCCUGGCCUGCAGACACUGUGGCAACAGCUGCCUCCAGAGUCCAGGGACUCUGGUAACACUAUUCUUGUUCAUGGUUUGGCAGAUCCGGAGGUGGUGGCAGCUUUGGAGAUGGCGACAGCUUCAGCCCUGAGCCUACCACUUCCAUACUGUGUGGCUUUCCUUGAUCGUCUGUGGAAGCAGAAGUCAGAGGAGGAAGAGGAAGAGGAAGAAGAAGAGGAGGAAGAAGAGGAGGCAUCUCCGGAUCCACUGAAGCCAUGUUCUCUUCCCAAAGAAGCUCCUAUUGGAGACCAAGCCACUAUAGCCUCAUCCCAGCCAUCCUGUUGUUCUGAGGGCCUCCAUAAGGCCAUAGGGACACUAGAGGAAGUACUCACGCGGACCUCAAGCCCUUCCAGAUCCUUCCCCACCUUUCAGAUCUUGACCAACCUGCCUGUGAGGCACAAGACAGCAUCAGGGAGCCGUUUACAGAAGAGAAAAAGCCAACUCUUCUGGGGUCUCCCCUCUCUGCACAGUGAGUCCUUGGAGGCCAUCUUCCUGAGCUCAGGUGGCCGCUCUCCUCCGAAGUUAUCUGUUAGUCCUUCUGUCUUCUUCAACAAGCAUGCCUUUCUGCCUAGAUCCCCAGAAUUGCUGCUUCCCCAGUAUUGCUCCUCAAGCCAGAUUUCUACCCAUGAAGUCCAUACUACAGAAGAUUUGAAAGAGAUGCCCUCUGAUCCUCACCAACUUCCCCCUCCAUCUUCCCCUUGUGUCCCAUCACUACCCCUCCCUCUUAAACCCUUUCCCAUGGACCAUAAGAAAGACCUAUCUGGCACUGAGGCAAAUACACAGUGGCUUACACUGCAGAGAGAGGUCCCUUGGGUCUCUGAGGAUCAAGCCCUGCACCCACAGCUUAAAAUCCAAAGAACCAGACCCUCCAAGCUCUUCCAUUCAUCUGAGGUCUGGUGGAAGGUGCCACCGGAUCCUAGCCUCCAACAACACAUUCCAGAUUCAUUCUCUGCCUCUCUAGGAGAGUAUCCCUCUAGCCUUCUAGAAGCCCUAACUAGGUUUGAGGCCCCAUGGAGGACCAUGGGGCAAAAGGAGGACCCCAAAGCCUCUGAGCCAGCAAUGCCAGCUUCCAGCCCAACCCUAGCUUCUCUGCCAGAAUGCCAGGGAGUCAGCCCAAUAGGAGGCCUGUCUGAAUCUAAGGCCCUCUGGGAAACCACAAGGCAAAGAGAGAAUUUUCAGAUUUCUGAGCCUCCAGUCCCAGUCCCUUGCCAAUCUGUAGCCCCCAUGAUAGAACCUCAAGGAACUAGCACCCUGGGAGCUCCACCUGUAUAUGAGAUUCAGUGGGGAACCACAGGACAUAAAGAGAAUCCUCAAGCCUUUCAGCCUCCAAUGCCAGCCCCCUGCCAAUCCCCAGAUUCUCUGUCAGAAUCCCAGAAAGUCAGCCCUGAAGGGGAACCUUCUGCAAACAAGGACUUCUGGGGAAACUUGGGGCACAGAGAGAACCCUCUGGCCUCUGGGUCUCCAAUGCCAGCCCCCUUCCUUUCCCCCCAUCCCCUACCAAAACUCCAAGGAGGCAGUUCCCUGGGAGAUCCAUCUGAAUACAUGCCCCAGCAGGGAUGCAGAGAAAAUUCAGCAAACCCUUGGGCCUUUGAGCCCCCACCCUGGGACCUCGACCCAGGACACUACGGAACCAGGCCUGCAUGUGCCCCAUCAGGAUCUGAGACUCCAUGGAAGGGCAUGCAGACUAGAGAUAAUCUUUGGGCCUCUGCAAACAUAGGUUCAUCUCCCAGCCUUCCCUCAGCCUCUCUGCCGGAGCCCCUAGGAAUGGGUGCCCAGGCAGUCUUGUCUGAGUCCAAAGCUUUAGGGGAGGCCAUGAGGCAGAGAGAAGAACUCUCGAUCUCAGAGUCCGCAGCCCCUGCCCAUAGCCCAUCUCUAGCUCCCAUUCUAGAACCACACAAAAUCACUCCUUUGGGAGGCCUCAUUGGGUCAGAAGCUACAUGGAAGGACACUGAUCAUUCCAGAAAUUCCUGGGCUUCUGAAUCUCCAUCUCUGGCAUUCAGCCCACCCCCACCUCUUAUACUAGAUUCUCUUAGAGUUAGCCCCAUGGGGGUCCUGUUUGAUUCGGAAGCUAGAUGUGGGGACAUACAAAGGAGAAAGAACUGCUGGGCCUCUGAGCUCCCAGACUGUAGCCUACCCCAAGACCCACACAGAGCCAACUCUUUGGGAGUCCAGUCUGACUCUGAGCCUAUUAGGGGGGAUAAGGAGCAGAAAGAAAUCUGUUGUGUUCCUGUGUCGCCACUGUGGGGCCCCAGCCCGUCCCCAAACUCUAUGUCAAAGUCUCACACAAGUGAGCCUAUUGGAGACCAAUGCAACUGUAGACCUGAGGGGGAAACAGUGCAGCAGAGAGGGAACUGCUGGACCACUGAACUCCCAGCAUCAAACCCCAGGUCACUCUCUGCUCCUCUACCAGAUCCACAUGUUGACCUUGAGUUUGUGUGGAGGAAUAUGCAACAAAGAGGGAUCCUCCAGGACCCCAGCCUUCCAGCAGUGGAUCCCCUGCAGCCAAUACCCUGGCCUCCUACCCUAGCUGUAGCUCUGAAGACUGAGCCCAACCAGCCUGGCCUGUCUAAGGGAGAGCUUUUCCCAGGGGUUAACGCAGAGACUCCAUCCUCCCAGGGAGAGGCUGUCCCACAGGUGCCCACCCACUCUGGGAUCCAGGCCUGGCACUGGAGUAGAGAGUUGGAACUCAGGCGGAAGAAACUACAGCAGAGCUCUGCUUCCAGAUCUCUUGGCCCAAGUCAAUCAUUUGGCAGCUCCCCUGUCCUGGGCUCAACUCAAGCCACCCGGAGAUUUUCUUCCUGUCCUCCACAGCAGACUCAUCCUCCCAAUCUGUGCCCCCUUUCUUCAAGCUGUCAUCCCCACAAAAUUCAGAGCACAGUAACUCAGUCUGUUCAGGUCUCCCACUGUUACCACUCUCACUCCUUUUCCCACCCUCAGCCACAAAAGUAUGGGAGGGCAGAACAAGGUUCUCAGAGAGAGCAAAGAAUGAAAAAGAUGGUGUCCCAGAUCUCAUCCCAGGGGUCAUGUGUUUACAUGGAGGCUGGUGAGAACUGCCCAGGCCUGGAAGAGACCCUAGGCCCUAAGGUUCCAGCCUCAGGCAAGAGACAGGACAAGGCUUCAGCCCCAUCUUCAGCCAAAAAGAGAGAGAGUCCCAGGAAACCCAAAGCAGACCAUGGAGGAGGGGAUUCAAGAUUGAGGUCAUCCAUAGUUACAGUAAAAAGCCACCCAGCCCAGGCUAGAAGACUAGCAGAGGUCCCUGUAAGCAGACUUUCCCAAAGACUUCAGCAUAGGGACAAGAGUUCUCGACACACUGCUCUCUCCAGGCAGCUUCACUGCAAGGCUGCAGACUCCCAAGAUCAGCGAGGGGCAAGGCUGGGAGCUGGUGACAUCCUGGCCCCACAGCACUGUAAGAACUGCCCUUGGGCCCGGAAACAUCUUUCCUCCCCCACACCUCAGGCUCCUCUUACCAGGGGUCUCCAAAGGGUGUUAGCCAAGUUUCUGGGUAUCCAUGAACCCCUGCCCACCAAAUCCAGUCAGCAAAGGAAAGGCUUGUAG
This is a messenger RNA of Camelus dromedarius (Arabian camel), 3663 nucleotides long. RefSeq names its product SPATA31 subfamily G member 1 (gene SPATA31G1). Bases 1 to 3663 code for a protein of 1220 amino acids. NCBI's taxonomy places the organism in Eukaryota, Metazoa, Chordata, Mammalia, Artiodactyla, Camelidae. The transcript is spliced from 2 exons. The record is from RefSeq and is a predicted model, not a curated record.